AUGGAAAUUAAUGUGGAGAAAGACAAACAGACAGGAGAGACCAAGAUUGUCUCUGCUUCACCUGUUGGCCCAGAUGAGGCCCAUCAAAGAGGAUUCAAAGUCUAUGAUGAUGGUACCAAGGUAGUCUAUGAGGUUCACUCUGGUGGCACAGUGGUAGAAAACGGAGUACAUAAAUUAAGCUCAAAGGACGUAGAUGAACUUAUGCAAAAAGCUGGACAAUCAAAUGUAAAAGGAGGGUAUGAAAUAAUGACUGUGUCAGACAGAAAUGCAGUAGCUGAUGGAAACCUUAGCCAUAUGAAGGAGCAAAUGCUCUUCAAGGAGGCAAAGCUGGAAAUGGUACACAAACCAAACAAAGGGCAUGCUGUGAAUUCCCAGCCCCAAGACAAACCCCGUGGUGGUGAAGUUCCAGAGGCCAGUGCAGAUCAACCAGUGACAAUGAUAUUUAUGGGCUACCAGAGCAUUGACGAUGAAGAGGAGACGAAAAAAGUGCUGGGCUAUGAUGAAACCAUCAAAGCAGAGUUGGUUCUGAUCGAUGAAGACGAUGAGAAGUCUUUGAGAGAGAAGACAGUGACAGACAUCUCCACCAUGGACGGGAACGCCGCUGAGCUGGUCUCUGGCAGGCCCCUGUCAGACACAACAGAGCCCUCCUCUCCUGAGGGGAAGGAAGAGAGCCUGCCCUUGGAAGCUGCCCCAGGUACACAAAAGAAAAAGCGCUGUCAAUGCUGUAUUGUCAUGUGA
Messenger RNA from Phasianus colchicus (ring-necked pheasant), 738 nucleotides. NCBI's taxonomy places the organism in Eukaryota, Metazoa, Chordata, Aves, Galliformes, Phasianidae. The record is from RefSeq and is a predicted model, not a curated record.